AUGGCGCGCACUCGAUGGCAAGCUGAAGACUGGAGUUGUCCGCUGUGUACGCUGCUCAACGCGGCUCAUGAUGCCCGCUGUGCAGCUUGCGACAAUGCGCGGCCUCUUGUCCAGAAGUCCCAAAAAUCUGAGUAUCAGCAGUCCACUGUGGGUGUCGCUACGGUGUCUACAGUGCAGGAUCAAGUCAAUCGUCCAGUUCGAGGCGUCUUUUUUAGCUCUUUACCAUACAACCAAGGCAGUAAAGACACCAGUGCUUUAUGGAGAGAAGAGCUAAGACUUGUUGUGAAUCGCCGAUGUGGAAAGUGGACGGGAAAAGGAUCAAUUGAUCGAGAGAUGCAGAAAAAGAGGCACGAGAUGCUCGAGACGGACAUGAUUGAGCGGUAUUUGGACUCUACUACAGUGGAAAGUGCUGUGAAACCAGUCGAAAUGGUAGGCGGUGCAAUGUGUGACACGUCAUUGGAGGCUGUACGGUCGAUAGUGGAGUCGGGAGAUGCAGUGGCGAGACAGGAAGAGGAGGAAGAAGAGGACUUGGCAAUAGACGAGCCUUGCUUUGAUCUGCUGGGGUCAGGAGCUGCCAUAUUUUGUGCUCCACUUAUCGACAAUACCGUGGAUGAUUCUUGCGUUGCGGACGAGACGAAGCAUCGAGAAAAGCAUGAAUUGAUUGAAGCAGGUGAUGCAGAUGAUGAGGUGGUGGUCACGUCGUCCGCAUUGCGGUAUCCUGGCUUCAUGCCGGCUAGCAAACUUGUGCAAGUAGAAGGGCGAGGAAUCGACGAGAAGUUGUCGAGUGCAGGACUGGAUUUGUCAAGUGACUCGGAGGAGGAAAAGACAGCAUCACGGAAGCACUUGAGGCAGAGCAAUCAGGUGAAGGAGUCGUGGAUGAAUAAGUGGGAGUGUAAGACAUGCACAAACUUUAACGAAGAAAGUGCGGUGGAAUGCACAAUUUGCAGCUGCAAACGACAACGGGAUGAGCAUCACGAGACUGAGAGAGUUAUUGGAUCAGGCUUGAGGUGGGCGUGUCAUGUCUGCACGAAUCUGAAUCCUCCUGAGGUAAACGACUGCCUGGUGUGUCUGAGUCUACGAAAGACGGAUGAUGGAGCGCUGAACGGUCGCUCGGACAGAACGUGGGCGUGUGUCGUUUGCACAACAAUCAAUGAAGGCAGUACUACACGGUGCGAGGUUUGUGAUCGUUUGCGAGAGGAGGAACCGAAAGAGCCCGCGGGAAAGAGUGGACGUGAGUGUCCAGUUUGCACGAAUAUCAACUUGCUGAGCGAUACGCGAUGUGAGAUCUGCAAUACAAGUCUGCCAACUGACAAGACUCCUGACAGCCAUUUCGUCGACCUGUGCUCGAGUCCUCCAGCUCGCAAUUCCGAUUAUGCUGCCAGGAAAGAAAUCCCUGUAAAUGCACACGCAUGUUUGACGCCGAACGGUAAGUAUGAAGUACCGCAAAAAGUUGCUGGCUUCGAUCCUGGAUUUGCUGAAGAGAUCGAUGAUCAUGAACCGAUGAUGUCCGUGACCAAUCGACGUUCACAAAACGUGCGUCCUGAUCUAAAGGAGUUUAAGCACUUUGUGUGCUUGGAAGACAUGCGUAUUGACUACGGCUGCUGCAUCAACUAUAGCAAAAUGUUUGCAGGCCAGAGGUCCAAUAAGUCCUAUGCUGACCGUCUCGCAACAAGGCAAACACAGUCACGAAAGCGCAAGCGAGACGUUGCUCAAAGAGAAGCAGGUCGGAGGUCCACAUCUUCCUCACGCGGUGGCAAGGCAGGUCGAGGUAGUCAAAAGAGGAAGUCGGAAGCUGCACAACGACGAGCUUCUUCGGCUGGUGAAAAAGUGAUAAAGCCCAAGAGAGUGAGAAAGAAAGUAGGUGUUUCAGCACGCCGGGCCAAUUCCUCAGCGACGUACCAACCCAGCAUCAAUCAUUACGACGAUUCGGCGGCCGACCUGGGCGAAGACUUGUCCACAAUGGCCUGGGAGGGCGUCGGGUCUGCGGGUUACCUCUAA
Peronospora matthiolae is the source of this 1998-nucleotide messenger RNA. NCBI's taxonomy places the organism in Eukaryota, Oomycota, Peronosporomycetes, Peronosporales, Peronosporaceae. The record is from the annotation of a GenBank genome assembly.